Mus musculus (house mouse) is the source of this 2197-nucleotide messenger RNA. It is a transcript of the gene Ppih, whose product is annotated as peptidyl prolyl isomerase H. Gene Ontology annotation, cellular component: nuclear speck; cytoplasm. Gene Ontology annotation, molecular function: peptidyl-prolyl cis-trans isomerase activity. NCBI's taxonomy places the organism in Eukaryota, Metazoa, Chordata, Mammalia, Rodentia, Muridae. Gene Ontology annotation, biological process: protein folding. The record is from RefSeq and is marked validated. The transcript is spliced from 10 exons. The coding region runs from base 50 to 583 and encodes 177 amino acids.
UCGCGGGACCUGCCACCGGAAGCCGGGUUUCUACUUCCGGGUCAAAGCCAUGGCGGUGGCAAAUUCAAGUCCAGUCAAUCCAGUGGUCUUCUUCGAUGUCAGCAUUGGCGGCCAGGAAGUUGGUCGCAUGAAAAUCGAGCUCUUUGCAGACGUGGUGCCUAAGACGGCAGAGAACUUUAGGCAAUUCUGCACCGGAGAGUUCAGAAAAGAUGGCGUUCCGAUAGGAUACAAAGGAAGCACCUUCCACAGGGUCAUAAAGGAUUUCAUGAUUCAGGGUGGAGAUUUUGUUAAUGGCGAUGGCACUGGAGUCGCCAGUAUUUACCGGGGUCCAUUUGCGGAUGAAAAUUUUAAACUUAGACACUCUGCUCCAGGCCUGCUUUCCAUGGCAAACAGUGGUCCCAGUACAAAUGGCUGCCAGUUCUUUAUCACGUGUUCUAAGUGUGAUUGGCUGGAUGGAAAGCAUGUAGUGUUUGGAAAAAUCAUUGACGGACUUCUAGUGAUGAGGAAGAUCGAGAAUGUUCCCACAGGCCCCAACAAUAAGCCCAAACUGCCAGUGGUGAUCUCACAGUGUGGGGAAAUGUAAUCUAGACAAGACGGAACCAGGUGAAAGGAUGUUUUCUAAAGCACACACAUGGAAGAAUGUUUCGCUGAAGCAGACACAAAAAGAAACGCACCAAAAAACUGCUAGUGGUGUUCUGGAGACUUCUGGCUGCUUCAGACUUGAGCCGAUUGGCAGAAUGAUGUCAGCUGAUGCUAAUUCACGUGGUGUUUGCUGAGGACAUGUGAUGUUUGGAGGGAGUAUGAACAAGGCUCAGUGGACGGUGGUGGUGGGCUUGCAUAGCUACCUUUGCAACACGUCUUUGUCUUCACUGAUCUUCACUUUGUUGAGAGAGGCACGACAGAGAACUUUGCUUGGCAUCCCAGCCGGUCCUGGUCAAUCCCGCUGAUUCAGCGGAGGUCUGGCUGUUUCUGCUGGGUAGUGCCAUUGCUGCUAAUUCAUGUUUGCUAUCCUGACUACUGAACUGGACUGCUGGUAUCCUGGCAAUUGGAGAUUGAAAUCUCCCCAAGGAACUUCUUCCAAACCACAUACAGCAGAGCCUCUCAGUUUCCUCUGGAUGGACCUGCUGUUGCUGAUUCUUGUGAAGUGAACUGAUGAUGGAUUUGCUCCAAAGAACUAUUUCUAAGCAAGUCCACCUCCCCCGUAACCUAAUAACCGUUCCCAUUCUUUCUGCUGGGUGGUGAACUGAAUAGAAGAAAGGUUAAAGCAUUUAAGAAACCUUACUAAAAGUCACUUAUUAAAAGCCUACACCAGGGCCUGGUUCUCACUAUACUACCUUGUCUAGCCUGUCUCCAACUCAUGGAGGUGCCCUGUCUGCCUCGUGCCUGCUGAGAUGGAAGGCAUGCACCAACAUGGCUGCCAGUCUCUUUUUCACAUACAGAUCUAGUCAAAUACCAAACCUCAGUGACUGUGUCAUCAUCAUUUGUGACAGGCAUGUGCUCAGAGCAUCUGGAAUGUAUAGGCAUUCAGUAAAACUUAUGCCUGAGGUGCUGGGGAGAGAAUACCAGACAUUUUAGGGAGGGGGUCGUGGUGAGCAGUGCUGAGACAGCAAGCACAACUGCAUGCUGGGAGCUACAUGUGGAUCUUUCUUGCCUAUACAAAUGCUUCCUUCUCAGGCUGAACAGAUACCGUGAGCCUUUCUGUCACAAUGGGGAUUCCCCUGGGCUCAACCUGCUCCCACUUCAAGAGCUCUUGGCGAUUCUUUCCCGUUCUCACUCAUUUCUUCCAUAUCUCUAAUGAAGAGUUCAUAAGCUGACCCCUGAUCAUCACUAGAUGAUAGAAGAUUACAAACAGACUCAAAAAAAAAAAAAACAUUUAAGAAAUAUCAUAUAAUCUACCCAAAACUUCAGGUCUCUGGUCACACCUGUGGGGAUUAUGUUUUGUAGUGGUCCCUUUGGCCAUUGUCACUCUCCUUCUUUUUGUUUGUUUUUUUUUUUUUUGAGACAGGGUUUCUCUGUAUAGCCCCAGAUGUCCUGGAACUCACUUUGUAGACCAGGCUGGCUUCGAACUCAGAAAUCCGCCUGCCUCUGCCUCCCAAGUGCUGAGAUUAAAGGCUUGUGCCACCACGCCCGGCUAGCCAUUGUCACUCUCAAUCCCAUGAGGGUUUGUUGCCACUUUGCUUUGUAAUAAAUUCUGUCU